AAACAGAGGAUGAGGUGUGUACAUAUAAAAACAUGUCUCGCUGAUCCGCCCAAAUAACUUCCAACUGCUACCGAUUUCGAGCGAAGCCCAAAAAUGUCAGUCUCUUUGCAAUCUCCGCCCUCCUCAGCUGUCUCCUCUUUCCAGGGAACAAGGCUGAGGUUUUCCAAUGGAUCUCCAGCUUCCAAUCUGCUCUUCAACUUCCAGCGAUCAUUUCCUGUCAUUCGGGCCUCCUCUCUCGACACCGGUUCAACCACUGAAUUGGACCUCGUCUCUAGCUUCAGUGAGAUCGUUCCAGACACCGUCAUUUUCGAUGACUUCGAGAGGUUUCCUCCAACCGCUGCUACAGUGAGCUCUUCCCUGCUCUUGGGUAUAUGUAGCCUCCCUGACACCAUAUUCAGAAAUGCUGUGGAUAUGGCAUUGGCGGAUUCAGAGUGCAAUAAGCAUGAAAACUCCGAAUUGAGAUUGUCAUGUUUCAGUAACAAGGCUUUAGUGAAUGUUGGUGGUGAUUUGGCGAAACUAGUUCCUGGCCGAGUGUCUACUGAGGUGGAUGCACGUCUUGCUUAUGACACGCAUGGCAUUAUCAGAAAGGUGCAUGACUUGCUGAAGUUGUACAAUGAAGUUAAUGUUCCUCCUGAGCGUUUGUUGUUCAAAAUUCCUUCAACUUGGCAAGGAAUUGAAGCUUCAAGAUUACUAGAAUCUGAGGGCAUACAGACACAUUUGACAUUUGUGUACAGCUUUGCUCAAGCUGCAGCUGCAGCCCAAGCCGGCGCUUCUGUUAUUCAGAUUUUUGUUGGCCGUCUUAGGGAUUGGUCUCGCAACCAUUCUGGUGACCCUGAGAUAGAAGCUGCUCUCAAGAGAGGGGAGGAUCCUGGGUUAGCCUUGGUGACAAAGGCAUAUAACUACAUCCACAAAUAUGGACAUAAAUCAAAGUUAAUGGCAGCAGCAGUUCGGAAUAAGCAGGAUUUGUUCAGUCUCUUGGGGGUUGACUACAUCAUUGCACCACUGAAGGUAUUGCAGUCACUCAAAGAAUCAAUCACUACCCCUGAAGAGAAGUAUUCUUUCGUCAGGAGGCUAUCUCCACAAUCUGCUGCCAUCUACAAGUUCGAUGAAGAAGAGCUUGUCAAGUGGGACCAAUUAAGCUUUGCAUCGGCUGUGGGACCUGCAGCCGUGGAGCUUCUGGCCAGUGGACUGGAUGGUUAUGCUAAUCAAGCAAAUCGAGUUGAGGAAUUAUUUGAGAAAAUUUGGCCACCUCCAAAUGUAUGAAGUGCUGUCUUCUGUUGCUAAGCUGAUCUUGCCUUGCCUUGCCUUUCAUGGAAUAAGAAGGAAAUACUGGUUUGGCUUUCGUUUUUCCGUCUCUCUCUCCUUUUUUUCUCUCUUGUAAUGUUUAUCUCCAGCAACACUUGAUCUCAGCAAAGAACUUUAUGUUGUCAUAAAAA
Molecule: messenger RNA, 1436 nt
Organism: Prunus avium (sweet cherry)
Lineage: Eukaryota; Viridiplantae; Streptophyta; Magnoliopsida; Rosales; Rosaceae
Product: Aldolase superfamily protein
Biological process (GO): carbohydrate metabolic process; pentose-phosphate shunt
Cellular component (GO): cytoplasm; intracellular anatomical structure
Molecular function (GO): transaldolase activity
Source: RefSeq, a predicted model, not a curated record